UGAAAUAAUUCCGCGACUUCAUCUCCUCCACAAAAGCGGAUUCUCCUUUCUCACUUCGUCUAAUUAUUCUUUCUAAAAAUCCAAGCAUAGAGAACGUACUCCUCAAGAGAUUGCAAAUAUUACCGCCACAAAAUGUUCAGACAUCCACGAAUGACAGAACCGAUUAGAGCAGUGUCAGACGUCACCAAUGCUCUGAAACCCAUACCCGCCUUUGUCUGGGGGCAACCCGCAAUUGGCUAUCUCGGCACUCCGACGCUACUCGGUCACCCUCACAUAGUUGUUCGCGAUGAAGACUUCGAUUCAGCGGUACAAAAACUCGUAGAUGCGGGAUUCCCACCAUCAACCCCUAGACGCACGCCAGCUCCUGAAGUCUUACAAACGCUUCGUGAUCCUCAGCGUGCGAUAGACAGAAUAAAUGCUGGCUACAAGAGUCUCGAUGGUGUCUCCCGAGUUUUUGAGUAUCCAGAGCACUUUCAGUCUUUCCGCAGCGAACGCAUCUUUCUAGUUCCAAACUCGUUUGCCCAUCUACCGCUACCGCCUCUACCAUUGAAUACUGCACCUGCGGUUGCUCAUACCAAGGAAGGACGCACCGAUAAUGCCGGGCAACAAAAUCUUGCUAUCGAUAAUGCCCUUCAAGGUGCUGGGAAACUUUACAAUUACCAUGGUUACGAUGUCUUUGAUAAUUCAUUCUAUCCGCGAGAAUCAGCUAUAGUGGAGAGCUUUGUUACGGCUGCCGUCGAUGAGAUAAAGAGGGUCCGAGGAGAUUUCAAUGUCUACGAAGAUUAUUUCUCAUCUUGGGACGAGGUGCUGAGAUCGUGGGUCGCUCUGGUUGUCGGGUACUUGGAUGUUCAGAAAGAUGCUCUUGAUCAUUGCAAGAAUAAGCAUGUAGUGACAUGGUACAGCAAGAAUUUCGGUAAAGAUUGGGAGGAGCGCUACGGAACUCUGGAUCGUCGAGUAGCAAAGCGACUUGGAUCAGGAAAGGAGUUUGCCUAUGACAUGACGGGCAAAAAGCUGAAAGAGAACGAAAUGCCUCGUAUGCAUGGCAAAGAAAAUUGAUAGCGUAUCGAAAUACGAGGGCGUCAUGUACUUAGUUAAAAAUAACUCAAUAAUCAAAAUGCAGACAAUCCGUCAGGAAUUUCAUUUUCUAAAAGUAUAUAGAGUCAUUUUAGUAACACUGCCAUUGUAAAAUCUUCUGAAGCGUCUCAAAAGCAAGAGCAAAAAGAAAUAAAGAAAAAUGCGCAAGGAAAAAAAAAAAAUCAGUGAUGGCCUCGGAGACCUGACGGCAUGAAUUCGGUUUAUUUUAAUUGCCAAAGACUGCUGUACAUUUGACCAGUCCCUUCAACUCCCCUC
Molecule: messenger RNA, 1350 nt
Organism: Xylona heveae TC161
Lineage: Eukaryota; Fungi; Ascomycota; Xylonomycetes; Xylonales; Xylonaceae
Exons: 3
Coding region: 133-1056 (307 amino acids)
Source: RefSeq, a predicted model, not a curated record